AUGAACCAUGUAUGGCUAGUAACCCUAAUCAUCCUGCUCCACCUCUUUGUGAGGUGCACAUGUUACCAAAUGAUAUACGUAGCUUUCCUCCACAAGAAAAAUGACUCCAGCGAGCUGAACAACCUGUCCUGUUCCUGGAGAUACUACUGCCUAGAGGAAUUUCACUUCUGCGAAUACGGCUGUAGUUUUAAGAAAAAUCUGAAGGCAGGAUACAACCUGCUUAACACCAACAAUUUGAGAGAAAACUGCUUCAUCCAUGUCGAAUGCGAGAAUCACCAGAUUUACUUCGACUCCGAGGAUCCAGUGCACUUUCUCUUUUUCGCGAAGCCCUUCUUCCGCGUCAACCGGGACUUCACCCUGUAUGUGCACCUGGUUCAGAGGAACAACGGAGCAGGCGAAAAUGCGCACCAUGGGAAUGAACCAGCGGGGACUACCAUCUGGAGAGGACUGCACCUCACCUGGGAAAAAAUAAAUAAGUGGAGACAAUCCAUAUCGAAGAAACAUAAAAGGAGUUUAAUAAAGUUGUUAAUUUGCCUCAUUUUAAUUCACAUGAUUUUUUUUUAUCUCUAUAUAUACACGUACUUGUACUUGGACAAGCAGGAGGAGGUGUAG
Molecule: messenger RNA, 612 nt
Organism: Plasmodium coatneyi
Lineage: Eukaryota; Apicomplexa; Aconoidasida; Haemosporida; Plasmodiidae
Exons: 3
Coding region: 1-612 (203 amino acids)
Source: RefSeq, a predicted model, not a curated record